GACUGCAUUGUUGUAAUGUUGUGCUUGUUAUUGACAUCUAAUAAGGAUUGUAGGAACUCCGGCCUAUUCUUUACAUUUUUCCAGCUCUCUCGCCUCGUGCUUUUGUAACUUAUUAAACACACAUCCACUCUUUUCAUAAGAAAAUACCAACCAUGUCUGCCAUGAGGGGUUUGACGGUGUUCAUCGCCGACAUUCGUAAUUGUCGAGUGCGUGAACUCGAAGAGAAGCGCAUCAACAAAGAGAUGGCCAACAUUCGUUCUAAAUUCAAGGAAACGAAUUUGAAUGGUUAUCAGAAAAAGAAAUACGUCUGCAAGCUGUUGUACAUGUAUAUUCUUGGAUGGGAUAUCGAUUUUGGCCAUCUGGAAGCUGUCAAUCUUAUUUCGAGUACGAAAUACAGCGAAAAGCAAAUUGGUUAUUUGGCAGUAACAUUACUAUUUCACGAAAACAGCGAUUUGGUCCGCUUGGUGGUGAACUCUACCAAGAAGGAUUUAGACGAUAUGAAUGAAAUCAACAACUGUUUAGCUCUUCAUGCGAUUGCGAAUAUUGGUGGUCGAGAAAUGGCCGAAUCGUUGGCCCCGGAUGUUCAUCGAUUGCUUAUUUCACCAACGUCCAAGAGCUUUGUGAAGAAGAAGGCUGCUUUGACCCUGUUGCGUUUGUAUCGAAAGCAUCCAGAUGUGAUGCCGGUCACCGAUUGGGCCGAACGCAUUAUAUCACUGAUGGAAGAUUAUGAUUUGGGUGUAGCGCUAUCGGUUACAACCUUGGUGUUGGCACUUGCACAAAGCCAUCCCAUGGAAUAUGCUGGAUGCUACGAAAAGGCCGUGCACAGACUCAGACGGAUUUUAAUCGACAGAGAUUAUAGCUUGGAUUACAUUUAUUACAAGGUGCCUACACCUUGGUUACAAGUCAAAUGCUUGCGUCUGUUGCAAUAUUAUCCUCCUCCUGAGGACGUCAAGCUACGAUCGGAUAUCAGUGAAUUGCUUCAAAUCAUCCUAGCCAAUUCCCAAGAUGCACCCAAAAACGUACAACACAGCAACGCACAAAAUGCCGUUCUUUUCGAAGCAAUUAAUCUCGCCAUCCACCUCGACAGCAACUCCACCAUCUGCGCCCAAGCUGCACAGCUUCUCGGCCGCUUUAUUUCGAGCAAAGAGACAAACGUGCGUUACCUUGGAUUAGAAACAAUGGCUCAUCUGGCAGCAUGUGUCGACUCGCUCGAACCCAUUAAACGGCACCAAGAAACCAUCAUGAUGUCCUUGCGCGAUAAGGAUAUCAGCGUACGCAGACGUGGUCUUGACUUGCUCUAUUCCAUGUGCGACAUGUCAAACGCCAAAGUCGUUGUGUCUGAACUCUUGCGCUAUCUCCAAGUGGCCGAUUAUGCCAUGCGUGAAGAAAUGGUGCUCAAGAUUGCCAUUCUUGCCGAAAAGUUUGCUACUGCUUACUCGUGGUACGUCGAUAUUAUCCUGCAAUUGAUCUCCACUGCAGGCGAACAAGUCGGUGAAGAAGUAUGGUACCGUGUCGUUCAAAUUGUUACCAAUAACGAAGAAUUGCAAGAAUAUGCUGCCAAGACCGUUUUGAAUUAUCUUGGUUCGCCACAAUACAAUGAAACCAUGCUCAAGGUCGGCGGCUAUAUUUUGGGCGAGUUUGGUCAUUUGAUUGCCAAUUAUCCCGGUUGUAGUCCCAUCGAACAGUUCCAAGCCAUCCAUGCCAAAUUCAACUUGUGCUCCCUUAAUACCCGCGCAUUGCUGCUGACGACCUAUGUCAAGUUUGUCAACUUGUUCCCUGAAAUCAAGGGCCAGGUUUUGACCGUCUUUAACCAGUAUCGCUAUGUGCUCGAUUCAGAAUUGCAGCAACGUGCCUGUGAAUACCUUGCCGUGUCGACCAUGCCGACGGAUGAUAUGCUCCAGACGGUCUGUGAGGAAAUGCCACCGUUCCCUGAACGUGAAUCUACGCUACUUUUGAAGCUGAACCAAAAGAUUGGUGAUACCGAGGACAAGCGUGUGUGGUUUAUUGGUGGCAAGGAAGCCAAUGUGGAACGACAAGAAGGGUUGAAGCGUAUGGCAUCGUUACGCAUGAACUCGACCGAAUCAGCAGCAUCACAGUCGUCGCCUACUACGCCACAAGCUGCAACGCCAACAGCAACGCCAACAGCAACAGCACAACAACAAGCACCUCAGCAGCAAUCACAAACAGCCGUCGAUUUACUAGCGUUUGAUGAUCUUUCUAUCAGCAAUAACAACACCCAACAAGAACCUGCACCAUCGCCGAAUGACGUUCCUUUGGCACCAGGCUACGAGCUCGGCUUUAACCGUUCACAGUACACAUCAGAAGGCGUUCUUUACGAAGACUCGCAGAUCCAACUUUCUAUCAAAUCCGAAUACCACGGCGCUCAUGGUCGUCUAGCACUCUAUCUGGCCAACAAAGCCAUGAUGCCACUUUCGAACCUUCGUAUACAUGCCCCAUCGACAGAGAAAGUAACGGUGCAACUGACGGGCGACUCACCCAAAGAAAUUAGUGUGGGUGGACAAGCCUGUCAGCUUCUGCAGGUCGAAUGUCAGGACAUGUUCACCGAUGCACCCUCUCUGCUUGUUCAAUACAAUACCAGCGUCUUGCAUAUCAAAUUACCGGUUGUUCUUACCAAAUUCCAAGAGCCAAUCACGACCAUGGAUGGUGCCAGCUUCUUUAAACGAUGGAACCAGAUAGGUGGCCCACCACGUGAAAAUCAAGUCAUUAUCACUGCUCAAAUCCCCAUCAACCUGGAUUCCGUGCGCAACAUGUUGCAGGGAUUCAAAUUUGGCUUGUUGAUCGGUGUGGAUCCUAAUCCAAACAAUUUUGUCGGUGCUGGUGUGAUUGAUAUGGGCAAGGGCGCUGGUAAGGUUGGCGUCCUGUUACGAGUGGAACCAAACCUUGAACAGAAUAUGUACCGUUUAACGGUCAGAACACCGAGCGAAACCAUAUCCGAAGAGCUGCGAACGUUGUUGGAGCGACCGCUUACCUUUGGUGCUUAAUAGAUUUCUUAUACUUUCGUAAAAAAGACUCUUAAUCGUUACUUAUCUUUCUCUUUUUUCCUCGUACACUCUUUACCUGCUUACAUUUCCUCAUCACGCACACUUUCUUUUUCUUCGCUUCCAUUUAAUUUGUAUCAAUAAAAAACAACAAGUUAGCAACU
Molecule: messenger RNA, 3163 nt
Organism: Zychaea mexicana
Lineage: Eukaryota; Fungi; Mucoromycota; Mucoromycetes; Mucorales; Lichtheimiaceae
Product: adaptin N terminal region-domain-containing protein
Exons: 11
Coding region: 153-3002 (949 amino acids)
Biological process (GO): clathrin-dependent endocytosis; intracellular protein transport
Cellular component (GO): membrane coat; AP-2 adaptor complex
Molecular function (GO): clathrin-cargo adaptor activity
Source: RefSeq, a predicted model, not a curated record